This is a messenger RNA of Nylanderia fulva, 2360 nucleotides long. RefSeq lists its product as uncharacterized. Lineage: Eukaryota; Metazoa; Arthropoda; Insecta; Hymenoptera; Formicidae. The record is from RefSeq and is a predicted model, not a curated record.
UAUAAAUAAGAGAACACUCGUCCUUCUUCAAUAAAGUUCACAAACAUGUCGAUUCGUGAAUUUGUCCUCGUAACGUUGUUAUUUCUACCCACACCUGUACCAGGCAAUGAUUGCCGAUGGUGUAGCGCCGUGGAAUUUUGGAGCAGCGUCGUCUGUUCUAUGGAAAAUUCCAAAACCAUUCACUUUCACGGCGUCCUCGAUAAUAACAGAAACUCGAUCCUGCUCGAGCGAUGCUUCGAGGCUUUCGCACACAGUAUCCCGCGUAAAUGCGCGAUAACAACUAUGUUGAGGACUUAUGUAUUUUCCGACAUGGAAAAUUAUACGUCUUUUAUCGAUAAUAACGACGUAAUUUAUAGGGUCGCGAAACCAUUAUCGAUCUCAAAGAUCACAUCCGACGAUGAACUUCCCUUUCUUGUGACGCCCACGGCGACUGUGAGGUUCCGAAGCUACAACAGAGACUCCUUCGGAGAGAAUACGUGGAACGUACACGUGAUUCUUGUAAAAAAUGUUCGCUCCUUCGAUCAAAUCUCGAAGAAUGACAAUUCGAAAUUCGAGUGGAAGCCGCGCGAUCGAUUCAUCGUACUGAUCGCUUGCCAAGAGGAGACGCUAAAUAAGCCGAGGCUCGACGGCGUUUUAAAGACGUUGUGGUCUAAGCGUAAAGUACAAAGCGUCUUGGUUGCUGUAGUAGACGACGCUCGAAUCGAUUCAACUGUUCGCACUUACAAUCCCUUCGCCAAAGUCAACGAUUCUGCAUACGGUCGAGUUGAAAUUAUAAAUGUAAAAACGGCGGAAGAGGCAUCGAGUCUGCUGUCUCAUUUAACCUACUCUCGUACGAGUAAUAUGAAUGGAUACGAAUUGAGAACGGGUUUGUUCUCGCUAGACGAAUCGACGGACAAAAGGCAGGGAGAAGUUAAACAUUACAAUUCCACCUUUAUUUUCGAAGGACUCGACGAAAUAAUGCUGGAUACGAUAGCUGAACGUAUGAAUUUCACAGCGAAACUAAUACCUCCGACAGAUAAACAAUCCUUUGGUUAUCAAUUAUCCAACGGGACAUAUGUCGGUGCUAUAGGAGACGUAGUACACGGUAGAACGGACAUCUGUUUCGAAUCCUUUUUCAUAAAGAAAUACAGUAUCGGUGUCGUGGAGGACGUAUACUUCAGCGUGUACAUGGACUUCGACAGAAUAUGCGUGAUUGUACCUAAAGCGAAGAAGAUACCCAAGGGAGUUCGAAUGUACCAUUUCUUUCCGCUCUCAGUUUGGAUCGUGUCCAUGUUGUCGCAGACCUUUGUGUACCUAACGUGGUAUUUUCUGCAAAUCUUCACUCCAGGAAGAACUGAAAAAAUAAGAUUUGGCACGAUGAUCUACCGAUCAAUUUUACUGAACGCCGGUUGUCCUCAAAAGUUGCCAAAGACGAAUUCCGAAAGGAUAUUAUUGUCGGGCCUUCUGCUCUCUAAUAUCACUGUGGCUGGUUUCUUCACUGGUCUGUUGUACAACAGUUUUGCGCAUGACAUGUAUUAUCCGGACAUUGAUACUCUUCGCGAUCUCGACACUUCGGGAUUGACAAUAGCACUGGCCUCCCGUAGUCUGAACGAUAUUUUUGACGACGAUAUCAAUUCGACGCUCAUGCGAAGCUUGCGAAGUAAAUUGCGAUACGGCGAAAACGCGGUGCCAAAUGCAGCUUAUUAUCGAAAUGGUUCGGGAUUGGCAAAGGGAAACUAUUUCCCCGCUUUUAACGAGCAAUACGUCGACGUGAAUGGUAAUUCGUUGAUUCAUCUUGUCAAGGAGUGUCCAGGUACAUUCUUCUUAUCGUAUUUGCUGCCUAAGAAUUCGAUUUUGCAAGAAGCAAUAAACGUGUUGAUCGGUCAACUAAAUCAAGCCGGCUUAACCCUGUUAUGGAGCAAAAAGGACAUUCAGAGUCAGACGGUUAAAGAAAGGGCUCUGUCUAAAGAAAAGCUAGUUAAAAACGAGUUAAGAACGAACAGUUUUGUGCCAUUCAAUCUAUCCGACGUGCAAUCAUCCUUCUAUAUGCUACUGCUAGGACUGUUUAUAUCUACUAUAGUAUUUUUCCACGAGAAAGGCUGGCUGAAACCAUUAUCGUUAUCGCGUAUCAAAAGAUCAGACUCGGAACCUAUAUACGCUCAUCAUCAAACGAGAUAGAGCCAUGUCUGUUUCUUUUCAAUUUUUCUUUCCUCAGCGGAAUUUCUUUUCUAAAGAACAAGAUUGCAAAAAGUGCGCAGGCAAAGUAUAGAAAAGGAAGCGUAAAAGCUCUUCUUUCAUGCUCUGAUUCCUUUCAGAUCCGGAUCCUUCAAUUAUAGUAGUCAUGGAAGAUACCAGAAGCAAAUUAUUUAGUAAUAUAGUAA